Protopolystoma xenopodis is the source of this 432-nucleotide messenger RNA. NCBI's taxonomy places the organism in Eukaryota, Metazoa, Platyhelminthes, Monogenea, Polystomatidea, Polystomatidae. The record is from the annotation of a GenBank genome assembly.
AUGCUGCAGACGAAGCUGAACUCUCCGGACGGCCUGAGCCAAUACGCUUUCUACUCAGGCCUCGAUUCAGCCUCAACGACGGUGCGCAUCUCGGACUCCCUCACAGUCAACCUGACGCAGGAGCCUUGCAACAGUCAGUUCGGCUUUGAACUGGCCAACAUGAGCAAUCAAAUGCAACCGGUUUUUGCAUUCGACUUUUAUCUGCUCGACAUCUUCGCGAAUGGGGGUUUGGUCAACGUGAGUCCGGUCAACCGAGCCAACUGGCCGCUCUACACAAUAGACUCUCUGAAAUCUGUCGCCUGGCCGAACAAUUCUACAGGCCCUGGACGAGACAGCUGUUUCGACGUCUUCUGUCAGACCGGUAGGUCGUCUGAUGGUGGAAACCUGUUCUCCGCUUGUGUCUUUCCUGAGUUUGCUAUGGUUGUCCGAUAG